Molecule: messenger RNA, 1731 nt
Organism: Labrus mixtus (cuckoo wrasse)
Lineage: Eukaryota; Metazoa; Chordata; Actinopteri; Labriformes; Labridae
Product: adenosine receptor A3-like
Exons: 3
Coding region: 206-1207 (333 amino acids)
Biological process (GO): G protein-coupled adenosine receptor signaling pathway
Cellular component (GO): synapse; dendrite; membrane
Molecular function (GO): G protein-coupled adenosine receptor activity
Source: RefSeq, a predicted model, not a curated record
AGCGCAUGCGUGUUUGCAUAUAAAAAGCAUCUGUUCAAUUCUUUUUUUGGGGGAUGUAUAAAGCCAAGAGCUGGAGGCAGGAACAAUAUCUAAACAGCAAACACAAGAUUAUGUUGGACUGCUGUGGAAUUCAUCCCACCUGCAAAGAAACCUGCUUCAUCAAACUUAAAAGCGUCUCCGUCUUCACUGGUCUCCAUCUUCAGUGAUGGCCGAAUGGAGCUGGGUGGUCUACACGGUACUCGAAGUGCUGAUUGCUGUGACCUGUUGCCUUGGCAACGUGUUGGUGGUGUGUGCGGUGUGCAUUGGCAUCAGGGAUUUCCUCCACGAGCCAACUUUUUGCUUCCUGGUGUCCCUCGCGGUAGCUGACCUGCUUGUGGGCGUGGCCGCUGUGCCCCUGGCUGUGCUGUUGGACGGCUGGGUGAGCCUGACCCCUGACCUCUGCCUACUACUCAGCUGCGUCGUGCUCGUGCUGACUCAGGCCUCAGUGCUCUCACUGCUUGCCAUCGCUGUGGACAGAUACCUACGCCUUCACACCCCGCUCAGAUACAAAGCCUUGGCUACGCAGAAGCAUACAUGGAUUGCAGUUUCCCUGUGUUGGACUCUUUCCUGUCUCCUGGGAUUCACCCCUCUGUUUGGCUGGAACAACUCCUCCUCCAAAGCACCUGGCUCCACCAACUCCUCUUCCCUCUCUUCUCCUCCCUGCAACUUCCUCUCAGUAAUCUCCCUCCCCUUUAUGGUCUACUUUAACUUCCUGGGAUGUGUAAUGGCACCCCUGCUGGUCAUGACCCUCCUCUACACUCGAAUCUUCUGGAGUCUGCAGGGCCGUCUUAAGGAGAGCUGUGCCCAGGCUCAGGCCUCUCUGCUCAGGGAGAAGAGGCUAGCCUGCUCGCUGGCUCUGGUUCUCAUUUUGUUUGCUGUCUGCUGGAUUCCUCUGCACCUGAUGAACUGUCUGCUGCUGUUUCAAGGCCCUCAAGCUGUGACACAGGAGACACUCUAUGCAGGUAUUCUCCUAUCUCAUGCCAACUCAGCAGUCAACCCUGUGGUCUACGCCUAUCGCAUCCCAAAGAUCCAGCAGGCCUACAAUCAAAUAUGGAGGCACGUCCUUGGAAACAUAAACAGUUUAAAUGGGGAUAAACAGGUUUGUCGACCGAGAACAAGCAGCCAGGCCAAUCACACGGAGACGUGUGCAUCGAGAGAGCGGAGCUAACAACAAAGGGACGAAAGUGUUAUUUUAAGUCCAAUGUGGUUGAGUUCAUGGGACUUGUUUUUAUAAAGAGUUUUCAAAAAAAAAGAAACAACAGAAAACAUAGAUAUAACUGUGUUAAAACGUCUUUAUUACAAAUGACCAGCUGAGAAGAAUACAGGCAGCUUAGGAGUUUUUAAAAAUGUCAAGACUCCAAAUUGCAGUGUUCUGUUUGAAUGAAACGUCUCAUACUUUAAAUUUAGUCUGCCAUUGCAUUCAGUUGUCCCUUGUCUGCAAACUUCAUCUAAUCAAAGCUGUAUCAUGAGUCUCCAUUAGAGGGUGCUCUAAACUAACAAACUUAUUAGCUGCUGUUGUACACAAACCAAGAUGCCAAAGACAAAAUGACAUUAGGAGAGCAACAAUUUCAAGAUGUCAGUCAUUUAUUGUUGGACAAAUUUGAGACAAAGUAUGACUUUAUUCAGAUGUACACAUUUUAAAUACAUUACUACAUUUCUGCUUCUACGAUUAAAGGUGAAACCCGGCCGUGA